AAUAAACACAGCAGCACACAGCAGCACCCAGCAGAAGCGCAGCGCUGCAACCAGAACCAAACCCAGAUUCCGGCGAGCAGGGGGCAGAAUCCUCACCUUCAGUGGCUAUUUCCGACGAUCGGAGGGGCGGCCGCCCCCUCCUUGCCCAUAAUUCGGGCGAACUGGACAGAAAAAUCUGCUGUAUCAAUUCAGUAUUUCACAAGUGUUGCUAUGGAGCCUGAGAAUGGCGAAGAUAUUCUAUUUGGGACCUGCAACAUUGUUGCUAUUAUUGGUUCAUGCUUUUUUAUAGCUUCUGAAUCACGUCUUACGAAGAAAGACAAAUUGACCAUUUCGAGUGAUGACUAUAACAAGAUAUGGAAACUUGACGAUACUCUGUAUCUUACCAUGACUGGUAGCAAGGCGGUCGUCGAAAAGAUGAAAACCCAUACUAAAAAUUACCUUGAACACUGUGCAAAGCAGAAACGCUUUCCUGUCUUUAAAGAUGUUGCUCUGAAUGGCCUCCAUUUCUUGAAGAACAUUGCCGAUGAGAAUAAACCUCGCGAUUUCACUGAAGAUGAGCUUCGUCAUUGGGUGCUUAAGUAUCAGAAUGCUGCUUCGUUUUUCUGUAGUUUUGUUGAUCGGAAACCUGUUAUUUACAGGGUAUGCGUCAAAAAUGAAAACAAUGCACCCGUAGACGUUUCUACUCUUGCUGAGAACGCUGGAUUUGAUUUUCUCGGAUCUAGCAUGAAACAAGCUAGGAAGUACUUGGUGGAAACUGAGUUUUUCAGAAGGUGCGAGGAGUUUGAAAAAGAUGUCAAUGUGUCUGUUGGUGACAUUUUUUUCCAAUUUGCGAAGUACUUUGCCAGGGCAAUAGUGUCUUCUGCUCUUGUGGACAAUUUUUCUGGUGGAGACAUUCAAGUUAAAUGUAUUUAUGCUAGUGGGGACUGUUUGUCUUUCACAUCCAAUGUUGCACAAGUGUACCUGGACUCGUAUGGAGAUUUGGAGAUGCACAAGGACAUGGUGUUGCUGUUGUUUGUAUCAAUUGAGUCAGAGGAUGGAGCAGAUGUUGUUUUAAAGUUAACUCCUACGGUUAAGAAAUGGGGAACUGUGGCAUUCUUUCAUCGGUUGGGUGUCUUUCGGAAAGCAUAUGUUCAUCGUAUUGUAUUUGCCAAGUUUGUUGAUUUGGGGAAGGUGAAGGAAAUUUUCUCUAAGAAGAGGCAAGUAGGAUGUUUUGGGUUUCCAGCCAUUGAAUAUGACAAAGGUGUUUGGGUGUCAGGGCUCUAUCCUGGUUCCGACGGCGUUCCCAUCAAGGAACUGCUUUGUGGCAAUUGUGUUGCUGGGCCAUGCUUGUCAGAUUGUGUGGAGAUUGUGUAAUUUGAGUAAGCACCUAAACUCUGAACUGUUGUAUUGCACAAUUGUAGCUCCUUGUUGUGUAAGAUUUAAACUUCUGGUGUAUUGCACUAUCGUAGCUACUUGUUUUGUAAUUCUGCCUUACUGAUUCGAUCACGAGUUAAACCUGUUUUGGUAUUUGCUUGUGAAAGUGAAGAAAAAGUGUUGUUUGAAAGCUAAAA
This is a messenger RNA of Malus domestica (apple), 1550 nucleotides long. The record is from RefSeq and is a predicted model, not a curated record. NCBI's taxonomy places the organism in Eukaryota, Viridiplantae, Streptophyta, Magnoliopsida, Rosales, Rosaceae.